This is a messenger RNA of Chrysemys picta bellii (western painted turtle), 1374 nucleotides long. NCBI's taxonomy places the organism in Eukaryota, Metazoa, Chordata, Testudines, Emydidae. The record is from RefSeq and is a predicted model, not a curated record.
ACUUCCCGGGUCACCUCUUCCCAGCCUCCCCUCCCCGCUGCCCGCUGUAUGUAAACCCCGGGGGCUGAGACAGAGCCACCAGCCCCAGCUCCUGGAUGUGCACCAAUGAUGCUGCUGCUGCUCCUGCUCUCCACGGUCUUUAUCCCACUUCAUAAUGCUCGGGUCAUCGGGGGCCAGGAACCCCCACUUGGCUCCAGACCCUACAUGGCCUAUGUGCAAAUCGGGUCAACGGGAAGCUGUGGAGGGUUCCUGAUCCAAGAGGAUGUGGUGGUGACGGCGGCUCAUUGUAACUGCAACCUGGGAAACAUCUAUGUCUACCUGGGAGUCCAGGACUUCAUGAAGCCGGGACAGAACUGGCAACGGAUCCGGGCCCGUCGCUGGAUCCAGCACCCCGACUUCAACAAUGAGAACUUUCACAAUGACAUCAUGCUGCUCAAGCUGUGGCACAGUGUGGAGCUGACCGAAUGGGUGGGGCUUGUCCCCCUGCCGGAGGCUGAUCACCUCGUCAGCCCAGGCUCCGAGUGCAGCGUGGCCGGGUGGGGUCGGACCGGACUGAACACCACCACUGACAAGCUGCAGGAGGCAGAGCAGGAGGUGGUGUCGGAUGGCCUGUGCAGAGAGCGGUACCGUCAUUAUGACCCUAUCACCAUGCUCUGCGCCGGCAGCCCCCACACCAAGAAAUCAGCCUUCCAGGGCGAUUCCGGCGGGCCCCUGGUGUGCGACGGGAUGGUCCAGGGCAUCAUCUCCAAUGGAGAUCCAGAUGGGCGCCCCCCCAGCGUAUACACGAGAAUCUCCAAAUUCAUCCCCUGGAUCAACGAAACUCUGCAGAAGCUGAGUUAAAGGAGACACCACCCUUUAAAGGGCCAAUUUGGCCAUACUGGGCAAUGUGCCUGUGUGGAAUCCCCAGGUGCUUUAGAUCAGAGUAUUUCUUUCUAGUGAUAGAGAAAUUCUUCGAGUGGCUCAGUCCUGAAAUCCUUUUGUGGCUAGAAAUACCCCAUCGAUGUUUGAAAUUUUGUUAUAUUGUCUCCCCAAGUGUCUAGUCAAUGUUUGGGACCCUACGCGUGUUCCGGUUGGGAGCAGAAAUUGACAAUGGAGUCUGGUAUUUCCUGUGAUGUGAUCUAAUUUACAAGGAACAUCCAAAGUCCUGUUUCCCUGAACACAGUCAGAAUCAAACAGCAGCAGACAGCAACUCUGUUCUGUGUACAGAGCCUGCCUUUCCAGCCAAGACUGUGUGCCCAAAAUGGUGCUCUUAGCUUUUUCUCAGGGUCUGUCAUAACUAUAAAGGGAAGGGCAACAGCUGUCCUGUGUACAAUACUAUAAAAUCCCUCCUGGUCAGAGACUACAAAAUCCUUUUCCCUGUAAAGGGUUAAGAAG